AUGAAAAUGAACAAAUUACUGACCAAAAAUAUUUUUCAACUGUUCACAACAUCCAAAAGACAUUAUCAAGUCACUGUGGCUGGCGGGGCGAGCGAUGUCGGACAAACACUGUGCUUGCUGCUACGGUCAGAGCCCGCGAUCACAAAACUCGUAGUGCAUGAUACAAGGGCUCAUACACCAGGAGUAGUGUUGGAUCUGACACACAUACCUAGCGAGGUUGAAGUACAAGGGUACACAGGAGACGAUACUCUGGAGUUAGCUCUGAAAAAUGCUCACAUCGUAAUCGGGGCCGGUGGAAUCAUACGAAAGCCGGGUAUUCCUGAAAAAUUGUGGCUGUCAAAUAACACGGCUUUCAUCAAAACAUUAUCGAUACAAGUCGCCAAAAUGAAUCCUAUACCAUUUUUUGGUAUAGUUACGGAGCCUAUAAAUUGCCUCGUACCGGUAGCGACAGAAGUAUUGCGGAAUCACGGACAGUAUGAUCCAAAGAAACUUUUCGGCGUUACUGGUUUAGACGCUUUGCGUGCUCAAACCUUGUUUGCUGAUGAGAACAACAUAAGCCCCCGCAACUGUAUAGUACCAGUGAUCGGCGGGCAUUCUCCAAAAACUCUUAUUCCUCUGCUCUCUCAAAGCCAUCCAGCUGCAGAUAUAGACGCUCAAAUUUCACAAGAUUUUACUAUAAAGUACCGUAAAUUGGAUGAGAAAAUAAUGAAUGCUAAAAGGGGAUGUUCACCUGUUCUCUCUGUUGCAUACAGCGCUUUGCUUUUUACUCGCAGUGUGCUAAACGCUCUAGAUGGUCGGCGAGCUAGAGUGCAUGCGUUCAUAGAGAAUAACGACUUUGGCACGGCUUACUUCGGAGGACUUGUAGAUAUCAACAACGAAGGAGUCAAAGACAUGCAAAGGUAUUCAAGUCUCACACCAUAUGAAUGUCAGUUGUUAGAGCAAAGCGUCAAUGAGUUGCGCAAAGAUGUGUUGAAAGGAAAGAAAGUUUUAGAAUUAGCCUAA
Molecule: messenger RNA, 1002 nt
Organism: Spodoptera littoralis (African cotton leafworm)
Lineage: Eukaryota; Metazoa; Arthropoda; Insecta; Lepidoptera; Noctuidae
Source: the annotation of a GenBank genome assembly